UGGUUUUGGAUCUCUAGAGCUUCCCUUUUUCAUGAAAUUAUGAUCUACUCCAUAUAUUCUUUCCGAACAAGAACUUUGCUGCUGCACCCUAUCCAACUAUCCAAGUUUCACAAGGCAGGGUUGUGCUUUUCUGGUUCAUAGACAAUCUUUCUUGCCCCAAGAUCAAGCUGAAUCAAGAUAAGGUAUUGUCAUACGGAGCAUCUAAUACGUAGUACUAUGAGUAAGUUUCUCGGACUUUCUACAGCCUCCGGUACUGCUCCUUGAUGUAAACCGUAGUCUGGUGUUCAUUUGUUUUCUAGGAUUUGUGGAAAAGCACUUCUGUAUUGUAUAGAAAAAACAUGGCAAGUAUUCCGAUUAUCUUGAAUGAUUGGCCUUCGCAUUUCCAAGAAAAAUGGAACUUUCAUAUUGGGAAGUCAAAAUGUUUGACGACACAUAGCAUUUUAUCUUACUCAGGACCAAAUUUUAGUACUUCAAAUUCUGCCCCUUUGAUAGGGUUGAGUAAUAGAUCAUGUAAAUCUCGGCAAAGAUUAUUACUUCCUAGCACAGAGGUUAGGUCACUGAUAAAUGACAAGAGAAAUUUAGGGACGCACUUCAGGGAAAGGGAUAGUAAUGGAAUGAGGAAAAGACAUUCAAUGAGACUGCGCCCACGAUUGCGAUUAUUAACUUGGAGAUUGAAAAGGUUCUCAGUCAGAUUAGCAUUAAACAAUGGCGGGACAUUCCUGCGCAAAAAUAUGAGAAUGGUGCUAUCUAUAUCUGUCUCCUUCAUCUUUGGCUUGUGUUAUUUGUUUCUGAAGUUGACUGCUAUGCCUUCUCCAAAAGUCGUUCCAUAUUCGGACUUGGUAAUGAACCUUCAGAGCGGUUCAGUAACUAAAGUUCAAUUUGAGGAAGGCUCUCGUCGUAUUUUGUACAAUAUCAAAACAACUGAAGAUAAUAUAGCUGAUGAUGCAGCAAGCAGCGGAAGAAUGAGUAGUGAUCAAGUUGGAAAGAAUGUCUUGUAUGAAAUGUCAAGAGCCAGUAGGUCUGCACCUGUUUGGCAGUUUUCUACUAGAAAAGUUGAUCAUGAUGAAGGUUACCUUCUCAGUUUAAUGAGAGAACAGGGAACAGCAUCAUAUGGUUCUGCCCCUCAAUCGGCACUUACAUCAAUGAGGAGUUUGUUGGUUACUGUUUUGACUUUAUGGAUUCCUUUGACCCCUCUAAUGUGGCUUCUUUACCGUCAAGUAUCUGCUGCUAGUACUACCACAGCUAGAAAAAGGAGGUCAGCUAGCCUUUUAGUGGAUUUCAGUGAUGUCGAGGGUGUGGAUACUGCAAAGAUGGAACUUAUGGAAAUAGUUAUGUGUUUGCAAGGAUCUAUAAACUACAGUAAACUGGGGGCGAAGUUGCCUAAGGGUGUGCUACUUGUUGGUCCACCCGGUACAGGAAAAACACUACUAGCACGGGCAGUGGCUGGAGAAGCAGGAGUACCCUUUUAUUCUGUUUCUGCGAGUGAAUUUGUAGAACUAUAUGUAGGAAAGGGAGCAUCUCGCGUAAGGGAGCUCUUUAAAGUUGCAAGAAAGAACUCACCUUCUAUCAUAUUCAUUGAUGAACUUGAUGCUGUUGGAGGAAAGCGUGGACGAAGUUUUAAUGAUGAAAGAGACCAAACUCUCAACCAGCUACUGACAGAGAUGGAUGGAUUUGAAUCUGAUACAAAUGUCAUUGUUAUUGCUGCUACAAAUAGACCAGAAGCUUUAGAUGCAGCUCUAUGUCGACCUGGACGGUUCUCCAGGAAAGUACUUGUUGGAGAGCCAGAUGAAAAUGGAAGGAGAAAGAUCUUAGCCGUACAUUUGAGAGGAGUACCCCUUGAGGAAGAUAUGGGACUUAUCUGUAGCUUAGUUGCAUCUCUUACCCAAGGCUUUGUGGGUGCUGACCUUGCUAAUAUUGUCAAUGAAGCGGCCUUACUUGCUGCUCGAAGAGGGUCUGAAUGUGUCUCAAGAGAAGAUAUAAUGGACGCUAUAGAAAGAGCAAAAUGUGGGAUUGACCACAAGCAAUCGCAGUCCAUAGGGAAAGAACUAGGGAAACUGUUCCCUUGGGUACCUUCUCUAAUGAAGAGGAAAGAUGGACUACAAGUGCCUUCAGGAUACCAGACACUUAGUUGAGCUUUUAGUUUUACGUUCUUUUAGCAGUUAUGAUUAGUACUUCGUAGUCAGUAGUAGUAUAUAAUAUGUGUAUAUCAACAUUUACUUUGUUAAGAAUUGGGCUUCAUCCAGAUGUACACAAGGAUUUAUGAAUUACAACACAACUUGGUACAUUGCAAUCAUGCAUAUUUCUAGUUCACAUAUUUUCAUUUACUAGAGAAAGACUUUUUGGGAUCUUGAUGUUCACCCCCCUGAAGCACAUCUUCAAAUUUUGUCGUUGGGACUAAAAUAUGGUUGAGAGUAGUCUUCUUUUUACCUC
Messenger RNA from Cuscuta europaea, 2430 nucleotides. The record is from the annotation of a GenBank genome assembly. Lineage: Eukaryota; Viridiplantae; Streptophyta; Magnoliopsida; Solanales; Convolvulaceae.